CAUCAGUACACAUUUACACUCGCUCCCGCAAAAUUUUAGUAAAAUUUCAAAAUUUCUUGUUAAAAAACUCAUUUUAUGUUGUAAAAAUCUCGCAAAAUGCUGCGAUCGCGAAACAUGAACAUCGAUACGAAGAAACAAAGUGAUAAAAAGCGCAUUCCGAUUUCCUACGUGAUGAAACGGAAGAACGAACGCAUCAACGAAGUAAUUUCGGUUCCCGAUGUCGAGACCUUCAUUCCACGAAAUUAUGGAGAUCGGUUCAUUCCCCGUCGCUAUUCUGGGUUUGCUGACAUCAAUGUGGAUACUAUUCGGGCCAAAUGGAUUCAUCAAGAUAUCUUGCGGAUGAGAACUAAAAAAGGUUAUUGGCGACGUUACAAAAUGGAUCCGUUGUUGUGUGUGGCCUUCGAUGUUGAUUUGUCAGAAGCGCACUCGUCCGUGCUAAAGUUCAACGAUACCUUUUGUCAUGCAAAACUAUUGAAAGAGCCAUCGUUUCACAACUUGUUCCGCAAAGAUUGGCCGUGUCAACCACGUAAUCGACCUCUGGCGUUUGUCGAGGCAAUUCACGAUUUGCCGCGCUUAAAGAAAACAGUGGGACGACAAUUGAUCGAUUGGUCUGCCAAAAAUGAAAUUGCCGCAAUUUUAACUAAUAAAUUGGUAAUCUGGCAGCUCUUUACGGAAAAGACAAUUGCCUACUUGAUGAAUGACACAAAGGCAGUUGUCUACGAUUCGUCGGGCGAUUUUUUGGCUUUAGCGACGCGUUGUAAUGGCGAUGCUGUCAUCCACAUCUGGGACACGUCAAUUCAGGAUAAACGUUUUCGGAUACACAACGAGCAACUGAGUGCCUAUCCGGAGCUGGUCGACGACGAAGUUAGUUGUAUGGCAUGGAAUGCGAGCAUGAAGAUUUUUUGUGGCACCGAUAAUGGCUCUCUUUUCGUGUUCGACUUCAACGAUAACAAAAUAAAAUCCAUCCAAAAAGGAAUUCAUCCGGGACACUUGGUUUCAUUGAAAUUUUCUCAUCAAUAUCGGUACUUGGCAUCGUGCGACGACUCCCAUAUGAUCCGGAUUUGGUACUGCGAAGGCAUUCAUUUGCAACCGAAAUACUGUCUGAAGCGUCAUGCACCCAUUUACUUCGAUUUUCAUCCCUGGAAGGUGCACGAAAUGGUAAUUGGCGUCGAGAAACCCGCGGAAUUGUUCAUUUUUAACAUUGCCACGCAGGAAAUUGUGGCGUUGUACAAACAAUAUGCCGGCUGCUAUAAUGUUCGCAUCCACGAAGUGAGUUUCAGCAAAGUUACGGCUGAGCUUUUGCUGUGUUUGUGGUAUCGCGAAGAAGAAAAGAACAAAAUUUUAGUACUUAGUGCGAUGGAUCAAGUCGUUGAUGUGCUUGAAGCACACGAGGAUCCCGUUCAUAACGUCGUUUGGAGUCCCGAUGGCAAAGUUUUAGGAACCGCAAGUGAUGAUCAAACAUUCGUUUUAUGGAACUUUUUUGGUCUUCCAGCAAUCGAAGACCUUCCUUCAUUACAAAGAAUUCAUACUCCCCCCAAAACUCGCUUACGAAAAUGGACUUAUGAAGGAAAAUCCGCAUUCCAAACCUCAAUUCGUUAAAAAAAUUUCAUAAUUUAUUAUUUUUUUUUAGAAAAAAAUUUCUUGGCUGGCCAUUUUUUGUAAAGUUUUGUGAUAUUAAAGUCGUAAUUUGUUAUUUUUCA
Culicoides brevitarsis is the source of this 1700-nucleotide messenger RNA. It is a transcript of the gene cort, whose product is annotated as protein cortex. Lineage: Eukaryota; Metazoa; Arthropoda; Insecta; Diptera; Ceratopogonidae. Gene Ontology annotation, molecular function: protein binding; ubiquitin ligase activator activity; anaphase-promoting complex binding. The transcript has 6 exons. Gene Ontology annotation, cellular component: anaphase-promoting complex. The coding region runs from base 97 to 1599 and encodes 500 amino acids. Gene Ontology annotation, biological process: anaphase-promoting complex-dependent catabolic process; positive regulation of ubiquitin protein ligase activity; positive regulation of anaphase-promoting complex-dependent catabolic process. The record is from RefSeq and is a predicted model, not a curated record.